Molecule: messenger RNA, 901 nt
Organism: Acanthisitta chloris (rifleman)
Lineage: Eukaryota; Metazoa; Chordata; Aves; Passeriformes; Acanthisittidae
Gene: MTHFD2L
Product: methylenetetrahydrofolate dehydrogenase (NADP+ dependent) 2-like
Exons: 7
Biological process (GO): tetrahydrofolate interconversion
Cellular component (GO): mitochondrion
Molecular function (GO): methylenetetrahydrofolate dehydrogenase (NAD+) activity; methenyltetrahydrofolate cyclohydrolase activity; methylenetetrahydrofolate dehydrogenase (NADP+) activity
Source: RefSeq, a predicted model, not a curated record
GGAUGAAGCGACUGUUAUCUCAGGGACAAACCUUGCUAACCAGGUGUUGAAAGAAGUUCAGAGGGAUGUAGAAUCCUGGAUAUCCACUGGAAACAAGAGACCUCACCUCACUGUCAUAUUAGUUGGAGACAAUCCAGCUAGCCAUAUCUAUGUCAGGAACAAGAUAAAAGCAGCUGCAGCUGUAGGCAUUUCUAGUGAGAUCAUACUGAGGCCUAAAGACAUUUCUCAGGAAGAGCUCUUGGAUAUGACAGAAAAACUCAACAAGGAUUCAAGAGUUAGUGGGUUACUAGUUCAGCUACCUCUCCCAGAUCACAUAGAUGAGCGGACGGUGUGUAACGCCAUCGCCCCCGAGAAGGAUGUGGAUGGAUUCCACCUGGUGAACAUCGGCCGCCUGUGCCUCGAUCAGCCUUCCAUAAUCCCUGCCACUGCCGCUGCCGUGUGGGAGAUCAUCCGACGCACAGGAAUACAAACAUUUGGAAAAAAUGUCGUUGUAGCUGGAAGAUCUAAGAAUGUGGGAAUGCCUAUUUCCAUGCUUUUACAUACUGAUGGAGAGCAUGAAAGGCCUGGAGGUGAUGCCACAGUGACCAUCACUCACAGAUACACCCCAAAAGAGCAGCUCAAGAUCCAUACGCAGCUUGCUGACAUAGUAAUAGUGGCUGCUGGUAUCCCAAAGCUGAUUACAGCUGAUAUGGUCAAAGAAGGUGCAGCUGUGAUUGACGUAGGCAUCAACCAUAUCCAUGAUCCUCUCACAGGAAAAACCAAAUUAAUUGGGGAUGUGGACUUUGAAGAGGUGAAGAAGAAGGCUGGCUUUAUCACUCCAGUGCCAGGAGGGGUAGGACCCAUGACUGUUGCAAUGCUCCUGAGGAACACACUCCUAGUGGCUAAGAAGCUCAUUUACUAG